Sorex araneus (European shrew) is the source of this 1677-nucleotide messenger RNA. It is a transcript of the gene GLRX, whose product is annotated as glutaredoxin. The transcript is spliced from 3 exons. NCBI's taxonomy places the organism in Eukaryota, Metazoa, Chordata, Mammalia, Eulipotyphla, Soricidae. Bases 102 to 422 code for a protein of 106 amino acids. The record is from RefSeq and is a predicted model, not a curated record.
GGGGAGGAGGUGCCUUUAAAAGGGAGCCAGCUGGCCGGGGCGGCCAAUUUACACCCCAAGCUGUACCUGCAGUUGAAGCUUCUCCCCCAGAGCCUAUCAGCAUGGCCCAGGAGUUUGUGAACUGCAAAAUCCAGCCCGGGAAGGUGGUGGUGUUCAUCAAGCCCACCUGCCCCUACUGCAAGCGGACCCAGGAGCUGCUGGGCCAGCUGCCCUUCAAACAGGGGCUUCUGGAAUUCGUCGAUAUCACAGCCACCAACAACACGGAGGAGGUCCAAGACUAUUUGAAACAGCUCACGGGAGCCCGGACGGUCCCGCGGGUCUUCCUGGGCACAGAGUGCAUCGGAGGCUGCUCGGAGCUGGUGAGCAUGCAUCAGAGCGGGCAGCUGUUGAUGCGGCUGAAGCAGAUGGGAGUCCUGCAGUGACGGCAGAGCUGAGCCUAGAUGGACGUCCCCGUGGAGAGCUGCAGCGUAUGGCCCAGGAUGACCACACGUCUGGUGGAUGGAUCUGGGCCUGCCUUCAUUCAGCCCAGCAAUUGUUUACUUCAAAUUUUGAAAUAUGUUAACCAAUCAUGGCAUGAUUGGGGGAGCACAAUCAAUUUUUUCUUUUGGACUCAGUAUUAAUAAAAGGAACCAACUUGCCACGAACCCCAGGGCCAGAGAGGCUGAUCUCAGGUUCUGCUGGAUUGGCCCUCCUGGGCCUAACUGUGAUAAGUUAAAAUUAUCGUUCAUCCUCUGACCCAAAAGGUUUUCUUUCUUUCGGGGCACUUGACUCUGAUGCCUGCCAUGUUCCAGACUCCUCUACCUCUUAAGUCAGUAUUUCUCAACCAAGGUUAUCCAAGUUCUUGCUCCAACAUAAAUCUAUAGAUGGUUGCAAUUGUUUUAUUUGGUUUGGAUUUACGGAACUGCAUAUGAAAGCUAAGGGUAUUUUUUUUUUUAUUUUUUAUUGAGUCACCAUGUGGAAAGUUACAAAGUUUUCAGGUUUAAAUCUCAGUUAUACAAUGCUCGAAUUAAGGGUAUUUUGAAGGUUCUUCUUCAGACUAACCAAAGGGGUCAAUAAACCCAUCUGAUCCUGGCUCAAGAAUCACUAAAGUGUUCUAAGAUUGGAUCACUCAUGGUUCUCAAAGGAAAGUCCAACAAUUCUGUGAAGGCUUUAGGACGUGAUUUGAGAGAUUGUAUAUGCAUAGUUUGGCAUGAACUGUCUUCACUUGGUACCACAAGAAUUAGAGGUAUGAGUGCUCAGCCACAUGAGAGGAUGAUUCUGUGCAAGUGUUUAUUAAUUCAAUUAAAAUUACCCACAAAAGUUAAACAUAAAAAACAAAGUACCAUCCUAGAAAGUAGCCUCUUCCCCCAGAAUAUCUAAGAGAAACCAAGUCUGAGAAACUCUGACCUAAAUGUUUUUCUUUUCCCAUCACCCCUCAAGUUUCCCAAAACUUAGAAUCCCUUACAUGAAGUUUGUCUGUUCUAGAAUUGCAAGAUUAAGGUAAUAUGUUCUACAUUCUCUGUAUGAAUGCUUAAUUUUUGUAAUAAAGAGCACCCAGAGAUAAGUGAUUUUUGUUCAAUUCUUCUGAUGUCAAGACCUUAAGGAAUGCCAUUAGUGUGAAGCAUAUCAUUGUAAGGCUUUAUUCAUAUUUAUAUUUGUUCCCUACUUUCAGAAAUAAAUGCCUGUUAUUAUCACUAA